GAUGACGAGUUUGGAAAAGUUGCUUGUAGAUGGCGCCAUAUGUAACACAAUAUUGGUGGCAUUUUAAGCACGUGUUAUUAUUUUAAGGGAACUCGAGGCGAGUUUCCUUAAAAUUUAGUCGAGUCGAAUAUCUGAAGAAGAGGAAGAUUAUUUUAAAGCAUUAAAAUAAGUACUGAUAAGAAAAUGCAGUCGGACGAGGAGGAAGUUGAAGAAAAACCAAUAAAUUUUCAUGAAUUGGAAUUGGAUGAUCGAAUCCUGAAGGCUAUUGCCAAAAUGGGCUGGUUGGAACCCACUCUUAUUCAAGAGAAGACAAUACCAUUACUUCUCGAAGGAAAGGAUGUUCUUAUAAGAGCAAGAACUGGAUCAGGCAAGACUGCAGCUUUUGCUAUUCCAGUUAUACAGAAAAUUCUGACUGGAAAACAAACACAGUCUAAACAGGAAGUAAAGGGCUUAAUUUUGGCACCAAGCAAAGAACUUUGUAAACAAAUUCAUGAGGUUCUGAUUAGCUUAACAAUCAAAUGUUCACGAGAAGUGAAAAGUUUGGACAUAAGUCCACAGGUUGAUCUCAGCGUGCAAAAACCUCUUCUUGCUGAAAAGCCUGAUAUAAUUGUUGCUACACCAGGUAGAGCGUUGCAGCAUAUGAAAGCGGGAAAUAUUAAAUUAAAAAGAUCUCUGGAAACACUUGUUAUAGAUGAAGCUGAUUUGAUUUUCUCCUUUGGAUAUGAAGAAGAAAUAAAAAAUGUUCUUCCAUUUCUACCAAUUGUUUAUCAAGCAGCGCUUGCUUCAGCAACUCUUUCCGAAGAAGUUUUAACCUUGAAAAAACUAGUUCUACACAAUCCAGCUAUCUUAAAACUGGAAGAGCCUCCAUUAGCUCCCCCUUCACAGCUUGCCCAUUAUACACUAACUGCUGAAGAGAACGACAAAGCUGCUAUCUUAUAUGCACUUCUAAAGUUACAUUUAAUCAGGGGAAAGAGCAUAAUAUUUGUUAAUACUGUAGACAGGUGUUAUAAGCUCAAAUUAUUCCUGGAGCAAUUCGGCAUUCCUACUUGUGUUCUUAAUUCUGAAUUACCUGCUGUCUCAAGAUGUAGAGCCGUAACACAGUUUAACAGCGGAACUUACGACAUAAUUAUAGCAUCUGAUGAGAAAGCUUUGGAGGAGCCCCAUGUGGUCAAGCAAAAAAAGUCAAAGCGCAGGAAAGAUAAAGAAUCAGGCGUAGCACGUGGAAUAGAUUUCCAAUUUGUAUCCAACGUUAUAAAUUUUGACUUUCCUCUUGAUGUGAAUUCGUACGUUCAUCGCGCUGGCAGAACAGCACGUGGAAAAAAUCAAGGAACAGCUUUGAGUUUCAUAGCAAUGAGAGAAAGGGUAUUGAUGGACGAGGUGGAGAAUGAAUUAAAACAAAGUUAUGGAAGGGAGACAUUGUUCAGAACUUAUCAAUUUAAAUUGGAAGAAGUUGAAGGAUUCCGGUAUCGAGCAAAAGAUGCUUGGAAAGCUGUGACUAGGAUAGCUGUACGAGAAGCUAGACUGAAGGAAAUUAAACAGGAGGUUCUUAAUUGUGAAAAAUUGAAGGGUUACUUCGAAGACAAUCCAAGGGAUUUUCAAUCCCUUCGACAAGACAAGGCUCUCCAUACUGUGAGACAGCAGCCUCAUCUUAAAGAUGUACCGGAAUACAUUGUACCAGCUUCAUUGAAGAGAUUAGCAGGUAUUGGAAAGCGGAAACGGAAAUUUAACAGAGAAGCUGCAUCAGCAGGAACAAGUGGAGCGAAAUUAAAACAGCAGGCUAGAAUGUCCAAUCCUUUGAUAAGUCUCAGUAUACCAAAAAAAAAUAAAAUAAAAUAAAUUUUUGUACAUUGCUGUAGUCUUAUGUAAAAUAUUUUUACAUUCUUAAAAAAAUUGGUAUGAUGUGAAAAUGAUUGAAUGAAAAAGGAUAUAGGCUGCUCGUGAGAUUUUUAUUAAAACUGUUAAUUACCAAUGCGUAAAAAUUAUGUAUACAAGUAGAUACCAUAUUUAACUAAAAAAUUAGGAUUUUGUUGUU
Cephus cinctus (wheat stem sawfly) is the source of this 2032-nucleotide messenger RNA. RefSeq names its product probable ATP-dependent RNA helicase DDX56 (gene Hlc). Gene Ontology annotation, molecular function: RNA helicase activity; ATP binding; nucleic acid binding. The transcript is spliced from 6 exons. Gene Ontology annotation, cellular component: nucleolus. The record is from RefSeq and is a predicted model, not a curated record. Lineage: Eukaryota; Metazoa; Arthropoda; Insecta; Hymenoptera; Cephidae. Bases 184 to 1836 code for a protein of 550 amino acids.